UCAUCGGGAGCUUUUCUGCAUCUCCCCCUGGCAAAGGAUAUUUUUGAGUUUGGGAGCAAGCGCAGGGUUGUGUUUAUCGACAUCUCGACAAAAUGGUGCAAAACAAGAUCACAGAAAUCUCCGGAUUCCACCGCUCCUUCAAGGGACAGAAUCCAUUUGAAACAGACUGCAGUAAAACAGGAUCCUGUCACCUGGAGUCUGCUUUUAAUUUCGACUUUCCCAGCAGAAGAGACCUGCCUGCCAGCCAGCCUAUCGACAUCCCUGACGCCAAGAAAAGGAACAAGAAGAAAAAGAGGUGCCGUGCCACCGACAGCUUCUCUGGCAGAUUCGAAGAUGUCUAUAUGCUGCAGGAAGAGGUUCUGGGUGAAGGAGCCUGUGCUCGGGUACAGACCUGCAUCAGUGUGAUUACCAACAAGGAGUACGCAGUCAAGAUCAUUGAGAAGAGACCAGGUCACAGCCGCGGGCGCGUUUUCAGGGAGGUGGAGAUGCUCUACCAGUGCCAGGGUCACAGAAACAUCCUAGAACUGGUAGAGUUUUUUGAGGAGGAAGACAAGUUCUACCUGGUGUUUGAGAAGCUGAGAGGAGGUUCCAUCUUGAGUCAUAUCCACCAGAGACAGCACUUCAACGAGAAGGAAGCGAGCGUAGUGGUGCAGGAAAUCGCUAGUGCCCUCUACUUCCUUCACAACAAAGGAAUGGCCCACAGAGACUUGAAGCCAGAAAACAUACUGUGUGAACAUAAGGACAGGAUCUCCCCUGUUAAAAUCUGUGAUUUUGACCUUGGCAGUGGAAUCAAGCUGAACAGCGACAGCUCCCCCAUCUCCACCCCUGAGCUGCUCACACCGUGCGGCUCUGCAGAGUACAUGGCCCCCGAAGUGGUGGAGGCGUUCAAUGAAGAGGCCACCAUCUAUGACAAGCGCUGUGACCUGUGGAGUCUGGGCGUAAUCCUCUACAUCAUGCUGAGCGGCUACCCCCCCUUCGUGGGCCACUGCGGGGGAGACUGUGGCUGGGACAGGGGGGAGCCCUGCCACAACUGCCAGAACAUGCUGUUUGAGAGCAUUCAGGAAGGGAAGUACGAGUUCCCCGAGAAGGACUGGGCUCACAUCUCAUUCAGUGCCAAAGACCUCAUCUCCAAGCUGCUGGUUCGGGACGCCAAGAAGAGGCUGAGUGCUGCCCAGGUGCUGCAACAUCCCUGGGUACAAGGGUGUGCUCCAAAUACCCUACCAACUCCAGUGCUACUUCAGAGGAACGGCAGUGCCAAGGACCUUACGUUCUUCACGGCCGAGGCGAUGGCUGUGAACCGCCAGCUUGCCCAGCACCAAGAGGAGGAGGAGCAGCCUAUCCUCAUCACAGCUACCUCAUGCUCCAUGCGCCUCUCCCCUCCCUCCCAGUCUAAACUGGCCAAGAAGAGACAGAAAUCCAGCCUGCUGAAAAGGGGGCCGGUGUCUGCCACAGAACUGCACCAGCUGUUGGCCCCGCUGGUCAUCGUGGGGGACUGCGCGUGACCCCCGCCGCUCUCAAGACCCGCCCCUAGCUUCUCCUCCUUCCUCCCUCUGGUUUUUUCCAGCAGUUUGUUGGUACACUAGUACAGCUGACUCGAACGUGGCUGAUCUUGCAAUGGCUCAGGCGAAAGGGGAAUGUUCUAGCGAGGUUCUCGGACUUCUACACCAAAGGACUACUCUUGCACUGCUUAAGUAUUACAACUGGUUUCACUGUGAAUUACGUCGAGAAGCAUUUUAUUUAAAUUGACAGAAAAAAAAGCAGGAUACCCCGUGUGUGUGUGUGUGUAUGUGUGUGAUUAGGCAGUGAUUGCCAUAGAGGGGUUUCUUCUGUUGAAGGAAUCGCCCUGUUUGUAAUCCGUGCUGAAAGAAUGAGAACCUGCCUGCUCCAGAGCAGCUGCUAAACCCUGGCUGUUGUAUUAAAAGUCUUUCUGCAGGUCCCGCACCAUUACUGGUCUUGUUCUAAAGAAACGCCCUACUGAUUUGGACCAAAGAAUGAAAAUCCUCUGCAGAAAGGAUGAACUAUGCAUGCUUUUUUAAGACAAGAAAAAUCUGUUCAGGCCAACCUUUUUACUUAAGCAAAAUAAGUAUUAAGUCCCCCCCCCCCCCCAACUUUGUUUGUUUUUCAAAUUCUAAAAUCAAUAUUUCAUUCUUUCAUUCCUUGGUGCUGUCAUUUGUGCAGUGCAGAGAUUUAUAAGUUGCUAAGUUCAUUUUUCCAUCCCCAGCAUAUUCAUGUACAAUUUAAAUUAAAUUGCUAAAUGAAAGCAGUAGCUAUAAUUACACACACAAAACAACUUAAAGUAGCUCAGGUUUGACGGCAAUAUGUUCUUUUCUCAGCACAAAAAAAAAUGAACUCAUGAUGGUAAUCUGUGUUCUGGUCCGUUUUUAAGUUACAAUUCUGUCUGCAGACUGCUGUAAUGUGCAAUCUCAUUGCAGCAGCCUGGUGAAUAAUGUUUGCAACUCUCCAGUUCCUGGCAGCGGCACUGUUUGCUCCAUCUGCUGGAUCUAAAAAGCGUUGCAGCAAAAAAAAAAAAAAAAAAAAAAACAAUCAAGCUAUUGGCAGUCUACCAGCGUUCAAGUGGAAGAUUCUGUUCUGGUCAGGUGAUGUGUGUUUAGUCAGUCAUGAUAAGCUGUAGCACCUCAAGCAAGACUGAUUUGAAAAUGUGUGUUUUUUUUGUUUGUUUUUUUUCUCUUUGAGAAACCAUUGGUCAUUUAUUAUAACACUCAUCUAAAACAAACCCCUCCACCUCUCAGGGUCAUCGCCAUAACAACCUUCUGGGAUAAUGGGCGUAUGAUUCAUUUAAGGGGGUUGCUUUUGUUUGCUACCUAUUAAGGCCACCUUAAAUUGGCCUAAGGCCUUAAUUCAAAUUUAUAGCACCGCUAUAGUAAAAAAAAAAAAAACAUCUAUCAGUGUUUGAAUAAUUCUGGUUCAUUUAGGCCUGAGUGGUGCUAGUCUUGGAUGUUUCUUUGUUCGGUCAUGUAAAGGCUUUAUCUGGCGCUGAGGAUUAAUACUGAAUGCUAGCAACUUUCUUUUUGAAGCUUAAGAACAGUCUGGGUGGGGUGGGGGGGGGGCAAAAAAAAACUAUAUAUAUAUAUAUAUUUGUGUGUGUAUAUAUAAAAUAUGUAGCAUUCCAAAAAACAAGCAAUUAAGAUCAGUCUUCCAAUACAAUGUAGUAGGUGGAAAUGAAUGGAUUUCUUUUUAUUGUGUAUUUUUCUUUUUAUUUGCGGAUAACUCCAUAAGUAAGAUAUUCGAAACGUGCCACACGUUGUUUGUAUUUUAUUUUGUUGUUUUAACAUUCAAAUAUUUUGAAUAAGAAUCUGAAAAGGCAACAGCUGUUUUUUGAUUUUGGAUGGAAAGGUUUGGGCAAGGCAAUUGUAGGCUUUAGAAACAGUUUUUUCCAUGGUAAAUUUAAAAUUUCAUAUCGGUUUGUUUGUGGGCUGCUAAGACUUCUGGCUGCCCCUGACCACAUUGAAGUGUUUAACUAGAGAUGAAUGAGGGGGCUGGCGCUUGAUUUUUUUAAGUCGUGAAACCACCAUUUUAUUUUAAUGGUUCAUUGCUACCUUUUCAUGAGUUGGGUCUUGUUCAAUAACAACUCUGCUGUCAGAUUUACUGUAGUCCUUACUUGCCACCUGGAACAAUGAAGCAAACUUCAACAAACAGAUCUUCUCACGCAAAACCGCCUUUGCCAGGAAGUUGGUAAAAUAAGACGUUGAUUGUAACCCUUUUGUAUUUUUCCUUUCUACAGAGCCCUCUUGUGGGUGUUUUGUCUUACACUAAGACUUACUUGAAUUGUAUAUGCAUUUGUGUUGUUUUUUUAUUGCAAUUGUAAGCUACAUUGUGCAGAAACAAAGGCACAGUUUGGGUUUGGCAGUCUAGGUUUAAAUUUUUUUUGUGUGUGUGUGUGGAAUCGCAUUGUUCCCUGAUCAGUGUCUCCCAGCACACACGCACAGUGAAAGACGUUUGAAUUGAGGGUGGAUGGGGUUUAGUCCAUUCCGGGCACUCGAUAGAACACAAUCAGGCAGUGGCUACCUCUUUACUGCAGUUGCCCUUAUAUAGUGAUCGCUGUAUAUAGAAAUAUGAGUGUUCGUGUCUUGCAACAAGGUUAGUCAUUCAAAUAUUACGUGAUUUCCCGAAAGGGUUAUGUUUUCAGUUGCAAACAACUCGUAUUCUAGAACAUUUGCCUGAAAACAGCCCUGUAUGAAAAAAAAAAUAUACAUAUUCUCCAUAUCAUAACCAUACAGAUAUGAUUUUGUUUUUUCUGAAAGGAAAUUAAUCAAAUUGACUUAACUUGUUUUGUGGGGAAAGAGAUAUCUUAAGGAGAUAUAUAAUUUUUUAUUUUUUUAUUUUAUUUGUGAUUUAUGCUCCAGUCCCUAGACUGCCAAAUCGAAGUGAGUAUUACUUGUGAAGCCUCAGCACUGUUUAGUCUGUUCUCCACAAGCUCCUGUUCAGACAUUUAAUAAAAUUAAAAUAAAAAAAAAAAAAAAAAAAGCACUUUACUGUACCAGGUGACUCCUGGCAGCUGAGAGUUCAUUUCUUACUCUUGCCAGGAUUUUGUAUUCUCUUUUUUUAAAGAAUUUAAAUAAAUGCUUUGAAUCACA
Molecule: messenger RNA, 4595 nt
Organism: Polyodon spathula (Mississippi paddlefish)
Lineage: Eukaryota; Metazoa; Chordata; Actinopteri; Acipenseriformes; Polyodontidae
Product: MAP kinase-interacting serine/threonine-protein kinase 2-like
Exons: 13
Coding region: 93-1502 (469 amino acids)
Biological process (GO): peptidyl-serine phosphorylation; protein autophosphorylation; intracellular signal transduction
Cellular component (GO): nucleus; cytoplasm
Molecular function (GO): calcium-dependent protein serine/threonine kinase activity; calmodulin binding; calcium/calmodulin-dependent protein kinase activity
Source: RefSeq, a predicted model, not a curated record